Messenger RNA from Anoplophora glabripennis (Asian longhorned beetle), 561 nucleotides. Its product is annotated as extensin-2-like. NCBI's taxonomy places the organism in Eukaryota, Metazoa, Arthropoda, Insecta, Coleoptera, Cerambycidae. The coding region runs from base 1 to 561 and encodes 186 amino acids. The transcript is spliced from 2 exons. The record is from RefSeq and is a predicted model, not a curated record.
AUGUAUACCCCACUCACUAUUUUUGCUAUUGCUUUUGCGGUAUCUUGUGCAGAACCACCAAGGUACAACCCAACGCAGUCACAGAGGGCAGAAGCUGCUCCGUAUCCAUAUUCCGGAUGGAGACCAUCAGGGCCUGAAUUUAGACUUCCAGAACCUCACAGAAUCUAUGGACCUCCUCCUCAAGAAUAUGGACCCCCACCACAGGAAUAUGGACCGCCGCCAUCAGAAGAGUACGGCUCUCCAGAUGAACCACCUACUACUACUGUAGAACCAGAAGCUACCACUACGGAACUACCCACAACAACCGAAAGCAACGACUUGGAAGCUAAAGACUUAGGUUCUGGAGAUGCGGAUCUUCAAAGUGAAAAACUGAAAAACGCGGAUGAAGGGGUGUAUUAUGUAUACCACCCCAGUGGGUUGCUUCAAAGGGUAGUAUAUGCCACCCAGGACGAUGUGGAGAAGAUGGCUUUCAGCGCCAAGUUGAAGUAUGAGAAUGUGGAACCUAUCAAGGGACCUAUUUUUACUUACGACCCAAAAACAUAUGUUUUUAAAAGGUUGUGA